UUUAAUAAAGAGAUCGCAAGAGACGUCACAUUGGCAGCGGAUUCGGAGAUGGAGGUGGAGAUGGUGGAGGCGGUUGUGGUUGCAGGGAGUCUGGUCUCACUUGUGGUUGCGGUUGUUGUGUAUCUCCAACGAAGAAACGUCCCAAACCAAGAAAUUAUUGGCGUAGACCUUAUGUUAGAAAAGCCUAUCGGAGGCCACACUACAGAAGUAGAAGGCCUUAUUAUAGGAGUAGAAGGCCUUACUGGUGGAAGAGAAGAUAUUUGGUUAUUGAAUAUUAAAGAAUAUAUAAUUUUAACCAAUUUGAACUAA
Meloidogyne enterolobii is the source of this 309-nucleotide messenger RNA. NCBI's taxonomy places the organism in Eukaryota, Metazoa, Nematoda, Chromadorea, Rhabditida, Meloidogynidae. The record is from the annotation of a GenBank genome assembly.